AUGCUGUCUUCUAAGGAGCUUAGAAUCAUCGCGCUGCUCGUGAUUGACACGCUCUUUUUUUUCCUGGAAAUUGUGGUUGGUUAUGCGGUAAACUCGCUGGCUUUGAUUGCGGAUUCUUUCCAUAUGCUGAACGACAUUUUCUCGCUAUUGGUGGCUUUUUGGGCCGUUGGAGUGGCCAAGAACAAGAGUGCAGACUCCACGUAUACUUACGGGUGGAAAAGAGCCGAAAUUUUGGGUGCUUUGAUCAAUGCCGUAUUCUUGAUCGCUCUGUGCGUUUCGAUUCUUAUCGAAGCCAUCCAGCGGUUUUUCCAGCCUCAGGUUAUCGAGAACCCCAAAUUGGUGCUCACUGUGGGUUUUGCCGGUUUGAUGUCGAACAUCGUGGGUCUUUUCCUAUUCCACGAACACGGCCACUCUCACGGCCAUGGACACGGUCAUGGCCACUCGCACGGACUUUCUCAGGACGACGAUUUUGAAGCAGGCAGUGGCAGUUUGCAAGGCGACUUGUCCAGGGACGACUCGUCGCGUGACAUCAACGACAUGCUUCCUUCCACCGUGGUUCAUACUUACACCGCAGAAACGACUUGUCUGCUUGGUAACAAGAACGACCAUGCCCAUUCCCACGACCACGAUCACGACAACCUCGACAACAACAACAACAACAACAACAACAACAACAGAAAACAACCUGUCAAGGCUCAGAAAUCUCUCAACAUGCAAGGAGUCUUCUUGCACGUUCUCGGAGAUGCUUUGGGUAACGUCGGAGUUAUGGCCACGGCUUUGUUUAUCUGGAAAACGGACUACUCUUGGCGUUUCUACACUGAUCCAGCCGUAUCGCUCGUGAUCACCGUCAUCAUAUUUUCCUCUGCUAUGCCCUUGGCCAACAAAGCCUCUCGCAUUCUCUUGCAAGCUACACCACCAUCCAUCUCUGCCGAUGACGUGCAAAACGAAAUUCUCCAAGUGCCUGGUGUUGUGUCUGUUCACGAUUUCCACAUCUGGAACUUGACAGAGGCUGUCUCUGUGGGCUCUGUUCAUAUCGAAAUCGACGCCAACCCCGUGCGCUUCACUGAGGUUGCCAAAACGGUGAGGUCUAUUUUCCAUCGCCACAACGUUCACUCCGCUACCGUUCAACCUGAAUUUCGUAACGUGCACGCCAGUGAAAGCACAUUUGGGAAUUCUACCUCUCUGGGAGCCCAAGGUCAAAUUGCGGACGGUGCGACCUACGGAAGCAUCAGAGGUUAA
Molecule: messenger RNA, 1239 nt
Organism: Lachancea meyersii CBS 8951
Lineage: Eukaryota; Fungi; Ascomycota; Saccharomycetes; Saccharomycetales; Saccharomycetaceae
Source: the annotation of a GenBank genome assembly